AUGCUCUCCAGAUAUAUCCCCAAUGCUUUUAAUUUAGCUGUGGUCAUCUUCGUGGCCCUGGGUUCGACUGCUUGCAGUUAUGGCCUGGCUGUCAUCGGAUCCACAGCAGGACAACCGAGCUUUUAUAAGUCCAUGGGUUUGGCUGCAUUCGGGGAAGAUGGUUAUUCAGGAACUGCACAAUGGCUAGGCGCCUUCAAUGGCUAUUCAGGGCUUAACUCGGCAGGAGCUGCUCUCGGAGCAAUCCACAAUGCCUGGUCUGCCGACAGGUUCUCUCGAAAGCAUACCAUGCAGAUCGGGGCCAUCAUACUCAUCAUUGGCGCUGCUCUCUGUGCGGGAAGUGUGGGUAAGACGAUGUUUCUCAUUGCCAGGUUUGUAUCUGGGUGGGGUAUUGGCAUUUUGAUCAGUGUUAUACCUAUGUAUCAAUCCGAAGUGUCCACGCCUGAAACAAGAGGGUUCAUGGUUUCGAUGCACGGGAUUAUGUUCGCAGUUGGAUACGCUUUGAGUGCCUGGGUAGGAUUCGGAGUCUGGUUCAUCUCUGCCUCUGGGUCUACAUCCACAUUCCCCUGGCGCUUCCCACUGGCUUUGCAAAUCCUUCCAGCCCUUAUACUACUUAUUGGCUCACCCUGGCUACCAUACUCGCCUCGUUGGUUGAUGCAACAAGACCGAAUCGAAGAAGCAAAGGCCGUACUGUUGAAACUACACACGAGAUCUGGACAAGAGUCGGAAGACCAUACAAUGCAAGCCAACAUCGAGUUCGAACAGCUUCGGGCGCAAACCGCCUUGGACCAGGAGAUGGCUAAUCGCCGCUCACGCUGGGAAUUGAUCAAAACUCCAGGCAAUCGUAAGCGAGUCAUGAUUGCUACGAUUCUCAUGUGGGGCGAUAUGUUCAUGGGUCCCAUCUUUGUUGCGAAUUACGGGGUGAUUCUCUUCACGCAGCUGGGCUUGAAAGGCUAUGUUCCGUUGAUGUGUCUAUCAUUCCUCGUCACUGCAACAUUCCCCGGUAAUGUCAUCACAGCUUUAUACGUCGACAGGUUUGGCCGUCGCAUCUUCUUGUUGAUUGGAUGUGUCGGAAUCACGAUGUGCCUCAUGUUUGAAACUCUGCUUCAAGCACUUUACCUUCAGGGCGACAAUAUUGCUGGUCAACGUGCGGCAGUCUUCUUCAUCUUCCUUUACGCCAUCUUUUGGUCAACGUUCAUGGAUGCUACGCAGUAUCUAUAUCUGUCGGAAAUAUUCCCAACUCAUAUUCGUGGACAAGGUGUGGCUGUAGGCAUGUUUCACUAUUUCGUUGCGACGGUCAUCAUACUCGUUGUGGGUCCCAUUGCUCUGGACAAAAUUGGUUGGAAAUUCCUGUUCGUCUUCCUCAUUCCCACCGCCUGCUACACCGUCGCAGUCUACUUCCUCUUUCCCGAGACUUGCCAGCGAUCACUGGAAGAUAUAAAUGCACAGUUUGGUGAAGUAGUUGCUCUCCCCUAUUAUCACGACGAAAACGCCGAUGGAGACAAUGAGGGCAAAAAACCACAAACUACAGAGAUCGAAAUGAUAGGACGUAAAGGUGAAGAAGCUGUCAAGUCCGUCCCUUAA
This is a messenger RNA of Exophiala bonariae, 1581 nucleotides long. RefSeq lists its product as uncharacterized. Gene Ontology annotation, molecular function: carbohydrate:proton symporter activity. The coding region runs from base 1 to 1581 and encodes 526 amino acids. NCBI's taxonomy places the organism in Eukaryota, Fungi, Ascomycota, Eurotiomycetes, Chaetothyriales, Herpotrichiellaceae. The transcript is spliced from 7 exons. The record is from RefSeq and is a predicted model, not a curated record. Gene Ontology annotation, biological process: carbohydrate transport; transmembrane transport. Gene Ontology annotation, cellular component: membrane.